This is a messenger RNA of Dinoponera quadriceps, 1119 nucleotides long. It is a transcript of the gene snRNP-U1-C, whose product is annotated as U1 small nuclear ribonucleoprotein C. Gene Ontology annotation, biological process: mRNA splicing, via spliceosome; spliceosomal snRNP assembly; mRNA 5'-splice site recognition. Lineage: Eukaryota; Metazoa; Arthropoda; Insecta; Hymenoptera; Formicidae. The record is from RefSeq and is a predicted model, not a curated record. The transcript has a single exon. Bases 164 to 691 code for a protein of 175 amino acids. Gene Ontology annotation, cellular component: U1 snRNP; nucleus. Gene Ontology annotation, molecular function: pre-mRNA 5'-splice site binding; zinc ion binding.
UCCAGAGUGCGCUUGAGUUUACCACGAGUUGUCAGCAUAUAUUGUAUAUAACCUACAAGUUUCAAUUAUUCGUUGAUAAUCGCUAUGAUAGUAAACACAUAGGAAGACGAAUUUAAAUAAUCCGUUCUACCAAGAAUCUGUGUAGAAACGUAUCGUUGACACGAUGCCGAAAUACUAUUGUGAUUACUGCGACACAUACUUAACUCACGACUCACCAAGCGUACGAAAGACACAUUGUCAGGGUCGUAAACACAAGGACAACGUUAAGUAUUUUUACCAGAAAUGGAUGGAAGAGCAGGCUCAACAUCUUAUCGAUGCAACAACCGCCGCUUUCAAAGCCGGUAAGAUUGCCUCCAACCCUUUCGCGGCGAACAAGGGUGCAGCGAUACCACCGCCGCCGAAUCUCGGCUCCAGCCUGGGAUCGCGAUCUGGUGUGCCACCUCAGGGUCCUCCGGGAAUGAUGCCACCACCAGGAAUGCAUCCAGCCGGUCCGAUGGGUCCUGGAGGUCCUAUGAUGAUGGGACCACAUGGACCGAUGCCACCUCCAAUGAUGGGCAUGAGGCCUCCUAUGAUGGGACCGAUGGGGCCAAUGGGUCCUAUGAUGGGUCCUAUAGGACCUAUGGGACAUAUGAGACCUCCAAUGAAUGGACCACCACCUCCCAUGGUAGGACCACCACCAAUGAAGAAAUAACAGGCAGAUUCAUAAUUGGUCACUUGUGCUUUUGUCUGAUAAAAUUUGCUUGACUAUAUUAAAAUUGAUGUGUGUCGAUUGUGUUUUGAUUGUAUGACAUUACUAGGACAGUAUUGUACAAUUAAAGAUUCUACUUGUACAAGAGUGAAGUAAUUCUAUAAUCAAGAACAUUAACGAGAGAUAUUGAUGUACCUAAAAAUAAUCCGAGAAUAUAUUUCCAAGCAAAUGUAACAUUGUCAACAACAUUCAUGUGUAGUAUGUUUUACUUUGUAUUACGUCUAGUAUUUUAUGUGUAAAAUAAGGUUUCUAGAAUGUAGGUGCGUAAUACUUUUGACAUUAAAAUUACUAUAUUUCAGAGAUUUUGCUGAUGUACAUGUAUAUAUAAGAUCACACAUGAAGUAAUGGUAAUAAGUAUAUAUAUAAUAUUG